CCCCCGCCUUUUAACAUUGAGUAAACCGGCCCUGGUAUCUACUUGUUGGCAGACAGGAGGGAACAGCGGUGGGUUGUGGGUCGUAACCCGAAUGUCAAAUAGUACGAUAUAUUAAUUGUGAACAGCGAAUAUGAUCAUCGGGAAGCUUCCUUUAAUGAAUCAGUAGUGAAUGUCGUGUUUGUGUUUCGUCGUGAAUGUUCGAUGCUAAUAAUGGAAACUGAAACGCCAUUCAAAGAGGGAUAUUUACUCUUCCCUCCUCAUGGAGUUUUGGGACAUUUGAAGAAAUCUUGGCAUAAAAGAUAUUGUCAAUUGUUCAAGUCCAGUAAACAUGGCAUUGAGCGAUUGGAAGUCUUUGAUAGUGAAGAUGAUCUUUGGAAAACCUCUACAGUUCGAAUCAUCACCCUUGAGAAUUGUAUUAAAAUCACACAAGAUGUUCAUAAACAUCCUAAUGUUUUUACUAUAAUUACCAAGACCAGCAUUCACCAUUUUGGAACUCAAACUGAGAAAGAAUUGACUGACUGGAUUACAGCAUUCCAAUCCAUAGCUUUUAAAGAUAAUAUCUCCAAGCAUACAAUUGAAGAAGACAAUGAACUGUACUGCUCUUCUGCUGAUGGAGUCUUCACUGUGAAACUUGUUCCAUCAGAGGCUUCCAUACGAUGUAAUCUAGAACCUGUGAACUAUGUGCUGAUUAUAGCAUCUUCAUCUAUACAGUUAAGAAGCUGUAAUGACCAUAGACUGUUAUGCACAUGGCCAUUUCGUUACAUUCGGCGUUACGGUUACAGAGAGGGCAAAUUUACUUUUGAGGCUGGACGCAAGUGUGAUACUGGAGAAGGGACUUUUCAUCUUGAACAUUCUAAUCAGCAGGACAUAUUUCGUUGUAUGUCCACUAAGAUGAAACAUAUGCGUAAACUAUUGAGUGGAGAAACAGCCCAGUCACCCGUUAUUGUGUGUGGAGAUAAUCAAUUUCAAGCUGCACUUAGCAUGGAGGCAAGGUCUCGAAGCCCACUCCCUCCUUCCCCAACAAGUGCCACAUCAUAUGGAGAUUUAACCAGUGUGUCUCUGUCACAAUCGAGCAAACUUUCUGCAGCUGACUCGUCUGUUAUCAGUGCUCCUGUUCCUCCUAAGCCAAAGCCUGUGAAGCCACCUCGAAAAUCACUUAUUUUGGCUCAAAGUGGGAAGAGUGAAGAUUCUUUAAUUGAUGGUUGUGGAUUUGGAAAAAUGAAAAUGGUUCCUUCUAGUGAAAAUUGUGUUCUCCCAUUAUCAAAUGCUUCAGUUUUGACAUGCAAUUCUUCCAUAUUUCCUAGCAGUUCGUAUUCAGUUUUAGAAGGUAAUAAUAGUGGUUUUGAUGGAUAUGAUAAAGUUGAGGUGAGAAGGGAAGCCUGGCGUACAAUGGGAGUUGUUGAUGUCAGUCAUUCAGAGAAACCCUACCUGGAAAGUGAUAUAGAAGAGGAUGGAUUGGAAUCCAUUUUGAAGCAUAGUGGAGGUCAUUCCCAUAAUGAUGAUUCAUUUCUCAAGAAUCAGGGGUCAAAAAUUCUUCUUCCUCAGAUGUCACAUAAAUCUGAUGCUUCAGAAAAUUAUGAUACUCUUCAACAUUUUGGAUCUACGUCUCGACUGAACACUAACCCAGGAUACAGACACAUUCCUAGCAUAUUUCCAGUUACAAGUGGUAGUACUGAAGUUUUAUCACAACCACCUUCUACACAAAGCGAUUACGAAGAUGUAGUAAAUAGCAUGCAAGCCUGUCGCAUGGCAGAUGAUUCCCAUUAUGGUUAUGGAAUGAUAAGAAAAAAAUCAAAUCCAAAUGAAAAUGACAACGAAAGUGUGGGACCUAAUCAUAAAGUGUAUAAUGAGCUUGAGUAUGCAAUUGUUCAAAAGCAAAAAAAGGUUUAAGUCAAACCUGCAUUCCUCUGUGAUACUUCUAAUUGAACGUUACUCUUGUGCUUAAUGUAAAAGUUCCUUUUCUAUAUUUAGCAUUCUGUUUUGGCAGGUCAUUUUAAUACUGACUGAUCAGCAAUUGUUUAUCAAUUUAAAAUACAAUAUAUCUUAUGUAAUUUAACCUUUGUAGACUCGGAGUUAUAGAGCAUACUUUUGUCUGUAAGUGUAAAUCAAAAUUGUGUGUGAAGUUGAUAAUUUUGGUUUUGAAAAACGAUUGGUGGAAAAUAUUAAGAAAUACUGGAUGACAAGAUUUGCAUCACAACUCGAGUCACUUUACAUUUCAUUUUAAUUUUUAAUCAAUCUUUUAGGGAUGAUUGAAAGUUGUGGCUUAAUUGCAUUAAUUUGUAGUGUUUCCAUGUGAUAAGUCACUUGCAAAUACUUUCCUAGUGAAGUAACAAUCCAGUUAAUAAGACCAACUCCUACAAGGUUUGUUCUAAAAUAGUACUGUGCUAGAAUUACAUUAUCAAGGAUGUCCACUUUACGGAAAACCAGGGAAAGUUGGGAAAGUUCUUUGGUCUGAAAAAGUUUGUGAAAGAAUCAGAGAAUUUGAAGAAAGAAAAAAAGAAACUUAAAAAGUCUGGAAAAUUUUUGAGGCAAUUCUAAUUUUAGAUUUUAUUCCUUAAAAAAUUAAUACACUGGCCUUGCUUUUGUAAUGUGUAAGCAGUAGUAUGAAAUAUGGAACAAGGGGGGGGGGGGGAGUUUUGGAACGGUCGGAAAUGAAUUUCAGGAAAAGAGAGGCUACCCUGAUUAUUCAUCGUUAUUUGUCAUGUAUAGGAGACUAAUAUGUGCCAAAAUGACAACUGGCUCUCUUUAAACAGUUUCUUCAUAAUAGGUACCUGCCAAUGAUAAUAGUAUAAUAAUUACAUAUGAAUUUUUAAUAGUAAUUUAAGAAACAUUUGUCAAUUCUUAUCUAAAACAAAUUAUUAACUUUUCUUGUGGGAUGUUCAUGGUCUGAAAUAAUUAUUUCAUGAUUUGACAUUUUAAAAAUGUUGUGUAAAUUUUAUGGAAAUUAAGGAAACUAUUGUGAUGUAAUUUAAUUUGAAAGGUGUGUUUUUCUUGUGUGGGUAUGUUAGAUUGCCCAUUUCUGGUAUUGGAGGAUCUUGAAUAUUCUUUCAGUUCAGGAAAAAAGGUUUAAUCUAACAGUAUUUCAGUUUUCUGAAAUUAAGCUGUUUUUUUGUAAAUGAUAGAAUGUUUGUUUUGUAUUUGUGUAGUGAAUUUCUGAUUUUUAAGAAUUUUUAGUUUGUAAAUUUAUUGUAUACGUUGCUCUGAUAGUUCGGAACUUAAAAGAUAUUUUCAUUGCUCUGUUCUAAACAAGUUUCAGUUGUUUUAUUUUUAAAAAAAAAAGCGCUAUGAGAGAAGGGCUAAGCAGGAAGUAUUUGUGAUGUCAGAAUAUUAGGCUUUUUCUUCUAUGUUGACCUUCACUAACUGAAUCUGUAACUGAAAGUUAAAGUAAGAGAAGACGGAUAUUCUUUGUUGCUACUCUCCAAAGUCCACUUAUUCAUUUAGACUGGUGGAAUAACACUUUUGUGUAUCAUUUGAUGGAUCUGUUCAUUGGAUCUCCACAAGCCGUUGUUCCUUGUAAUGAUGUGUAUAUACAUAUAUAUAAUCUCAUUAAAAUGAGAGUAAGAUAUUUAAAAGUAUUAUACUUAUAUUAUGCUUUAGAGAAUUUCAUUUAUUCUUAAUCAGUAAUUGUAUGUUUUAGUUUAGGUCCUGUAAAUGAGAUACUCGUCAGGGAAAUCAAAAUGUGCUCCAUUCUAUUGUUAUUUUAUCAAAAGUAGACUCUGAUAGAUAAGAUAAAAUUCAACAUUCCAAAUGGGGUAGAUGUUGCAUUAUAUAAAAAACAUAAGAAUAAAAUUCAUAGAUAAUAAUGCCCAAAAUAAAAGCCAGUUUUAAUCUGCCAUUUAUUCUCAUCUAAAUAUCUGUUCCAUUAAUUUUAAUAUUUUGAGAAGUUGAAUUUUUCUGAUUGGAGCGUUCGAAUGAUUUUAGUGUACAUUUCAACCAACCACUUUUAAAGUGUAAAUUAGUAGUAAGCUUGAGAAAGACAGUCAUCGGACAUUGUGUCCGCUCUUUACUCCAAAAAAGAAUACUGAUGAUUGAUUCUAUUUUCAUGUCAGGUAAAAGUUACAUGAAUUUUGUGAUAGAUUCCUGGCAAAAUAUGGCUGCAUAUGUUGAUCAAAUAGUGUUACUCAGAGGGGAUGAAAGAGUCAAAAAAGAGAUGUCUGAUAGUUACCGUUGAACGAUAAGGUUAAUAUUAAAUUUACCCCCUUCUACAAAUAAGUAUUUUAUUUGUAUGUUACCAGUAACAUGUGAUUUUCAUUAUGCUUUGUUUUCCAGGAAUAUUUAAUUUUACUGGAUAUAACAAUUCUUUUUAUGUAGUUUAUGAUAAAUGUUUUAAAAUUUCUGGUGCUAUGUUGCCUAUGGACCAAAGAUAUUGAUCAUUUAACCAUUAGUGACAACCAUAGGGAUUGAGGAAUGUGUUCCACAAUACUAUUUUUGGUGCCUCAGUGCUGUAGUGAAAUUCCAGGUUUUCAUACACGUUGGAAGCCAAUGAAUAAUGUGCCACAAAAUAUUAAUAUAGGAGUAAUUGAAUACUUUUAUAUUUGUAUUGAAUCUUUUUGAACUUUUAUAAGAUCUUUUUACUAAUUUUUAAAUAUAUUCAAGUACUUAGACUGGUGAUUUUCAAAAUGCUGUUUCUUGUUACACGAUUUUGAAAAUGUGUAGAUAAAAUUGAAUAUAUAAUUAUUCUCAAAACUAUGAAUAUGCUCAAUUUUUAAAGUAAAAUAUUGAUAUGUCAUAAAUAAUGCAGCACGCAAAGAAAUUAGUUAUAUCUGUAUAAGAAUAAAUUUAAAACAACUAUUGUAUUUGAUGAUCAAUUACCUUACUAGAGUAAAUUGAGAUGAGACUAGAGCCUUUUUAUAAAGUUGUUUGUUGAGAGUUGUUUCGUAGUGGUUACGUCAAUAGAAUGCUUAGGUGUGAAUUCACACCAAACAGGUUUCAGUUGUGAGUUUAAAAGAUAAAAUGGGAGUUUAGAGAAAUUAUUGGAAGAGAGAUUCCUAUUUUUAUUAUCUUUCUUUUCUAUGAUAAAGAAUUUUAAUAAUUUUACAGUUGAUAGAUUUCUUGAUAUGCUUGUUUUUAUUUUAAAUUUUUUAGUUAUUGUAGUCAUGAAAAUUAUUUCCCCAAGUGUGUCAAAAAUCUUUAAAACAUAGUCUAUAAUUUAUAUGCAUUGCAUGUUCUUAAGCUGUAUGUUGCAUGCAGUAGUGUAUACUCUAAUAAUUUUGUUAAUGCCAUAUUGCUCAAUAAUUUGAUGAAAACUCCUUUUUUUUAAAAAAAAAAAAAAAUAAUUUCUCAAAAAUUGAAAAAAAAGUUAUUGUGGUAUUGUUAUGUUUGAAUCAGAACUUUUAUAAAAGAGCUACUCAAUUAAAGAAAGAAAAGAAAAAAAGUAUAAAUACAUUUUUUUCUUGAUCCAAAAUUUCUGUUGAGGAAAUCAGUAAUAGUGCAAUCAACUUGAGUUAUUGUACAUGACUAAAUCUAUAGCUCAUCUGAAAAAGGAUUUAAUUUUCUAAAAAAAAUUGUUUCUAUUGAAAUACAUUGAACUUUUUUAACUCUCACACUCAAUUUACUCUUGUGAUGUCUUGUUUUUAUGAUUGUAGCAACUUAUAUGUUGUUGCUUUGCAUAAUGUAUGAAAAUCACCAAUUUUGACUGAUUAGAAGUUAUCAAAUGGCCAUGAAGUACUGAAAAGAUAUUUUGAUUGAAAUGCCAUGCCAUUUACAAGUGAUAAGUUUAAAUGUUGAAGUUGGUGUGUGUAUUUUUAUAAUGUUAUUUCCAUACAUUGCAAUAAAGAUGUAUUUGAGAUAUUUUUAAACAAA
Messenger RNA from Gryllus bimaculatus (two-spotted cricket), 5802 nucleotides. NCBI's taxonomy places the organism in Eukaryota, Metazoa, Arthropoda, Insecta, Orthoptera, Gryllidae. The record is from the annotation of a GenBank genome assembly.